AUUAAAUUAAAAAUCUAGACUUCCGUUUUCAUAAUGUUUCAAAUGUAUAUGGGAGACGUUUUCAAAACGUCAUAUAUUUUUUUUAAAUAAUGGAUUUUUGUAAGGUUGCUUUUAGAAGGGUCAUAACACAAUUUCGCAUAUGCAAACGUACAAAUUGUACUCAAAAUUUUACUUACUUUAAUACUAACCAUAAAAAUUCUUAUGCGAAUAAUUAUCCUAACAAAUUCAGUUCAUUGUGUGGACAAAAAUUACCCAGUUAUGAGAAUACAAACAUCCACAAUUUUGCUAACGGUUAUUUUAAAAAAUUUUAUUCUAACAAAGCGACAUCGAACCAGACUUCGAUCUUGAAGAAACUCAUUGUAGGAGGAGUCCUUGUUGGAUCUGUCACUUAUCUAAUUAACAAAAACAAUAUUCCCGUGGGAGUAUAUAAAAAUGGUUUACCUGAGUACACAAAGGAUCAACUCGCUCAACAUAAAACAAAAGAAACAAGAAUUUGGGUGUCGUACAAACAAGGCGUUUACGAUGUCACAGAUUAUGUUAAGCACCAUCCCGGCGGUGAGGACACUCUUAUGAUGGCGGCUGGGGGAGCAUUGGAACCGUAUUGGGCUGUAUACACCCAACAUCAAGUCGAUAGUGUCUUUAGUGUGUUAGAAAAGUACCGAAUAGGCAAUUUGAAACCGUCAUCGGUAGUACCAAAGAAUGUUUGUUAUGCUGCCGACGGUCCUGGCGGCGCUUUCGAACACGAACCGCAUAGGGAUCCGAGGUUGAUACCUAUCUCCGAACGACCUUUUAAUGGAGGAGUGAAAGCAGCCCUUUUAGCGGAAAACUACUAUACCCCCAAUGAAAUAUUUUACGUACGAAACCAUUUACCUGUUCCUUAUAUAAAAGAAGAAGAUUAUAAACUAACAAUAGAAGUAGAAGGAAAAGGCUCGAAAACAUUUACUUUAGACGAUUUGAAAAAACUACCGCGAAUAACUAGAACGCUUUCCCUGCAAUGCGGGGGUUUAAGAAGACAAGAAAUGACCGAAUUUUUGAAAAAGGACACGCAAGGUGUAAAAUGGGAAAUUAAUGGUGUAGGCAACGCAACUUGGACCGGAGUACUGCUCAUUGACGUUUUAAAAGCAGCCGGCUAUGACGAAAGUAUGGAAGGAUUAGAACAUUUACAGUUUACUAGUGGCAUGUCAGUUGGAGGCCCGUACAUAACAGGUCUUCCAAUACACAGAGUGUUAAAUCCUAAAAAUAACGUGAUGUUAGCAUGGGAGAUGAACGGAAAAAAACUUCAUCCUGAUCACGGGUUCCCAUUGAGGGUCAUAGUACCUGGAGUGAUAGGUGCAAAAUCGGUAAAACAAAUAGAAAAAAUCGAAGUUCGAAAAGAAGAAUGUCAGGCGCAUUGGCAUAAAAAACUUUAUAUAUAUUUUGGUCCGUAUGUUACACUCGAAAAUGUCGAUUACACCUCUUUAUCACCCGUACAAGAAUUACCCGUAAUAUCUGCUAUAUUUUCGCCUGCUCAUGGAGAAACUGUAUCGCCAACCGGCGGGAAGAUUACAGUAAAAGGUUUCGCAUUCUCAGGAGGCGGUAACAAAAUUGCGAGAGUGGAAGUUAGCAUAAACAGAGGAAAAACUUGGAUGCCCGCCAAAAUAACCGAUGCCGGAAAAGAUCCGGUUCCGUAUCAUUUUACUUGGACUCUUUGGCAGGUCGAUGUACCAACAAAUGGAAAAAACUGCGUUGAUUUGUGGGUGAAAGCUGUAGAUUCUUCGUGCAAUGUACAACCGGAAAGUUGGGAACACAUUUAUAAUAUUAGGGGGGUCGCCUGUACUGCUUUCCACAAAAUCCGGGUAAACGUAAAAUAAAAAAAAAACAUAAAUUUAUUGUUUAUUUAACUAAAUAUAACUACAAACUGUUA
Molecule: messenger RNA, 1903 nt
Organism: Diorhabda carinulata
Lineage: Eukaryota; Metazoa; Arthropoda; Insecta; Coleoptera; Chrysomelidae
Product: sulfite oxidase-like
Exons: 11
Coding region: 90-1850 (586 amino acids)
Cellular component (GO): mitochondrion
Molecular function (GO): heme binding; molybdenum ion binding; oxidoreductase activity
Source: RefSeq, a predicted model, not a curated record